UCUCCUACGUGAAGGAACAUUGUGCAAAAUGUGCAUUUUAAACUCAGGACUAAGGAUGUGGAUGGUUUUGUUUUGCUCCCUGUUAGCACAAGCAAAGACCUAUCCUCUACAAGGAUGGCCAAUGUACGCUCAGGCACCAAGAGAAUAUCCUGAAGACGAUUAUUAUUAUGCUCCGAAAAUUCAAUACUACUACGAUGCUCCAGCUAUAAAUGCGCCAGAAGUUUACGGUCAAGUUCCUUUUACAUAUUUUUAUGACCCAUAUGGUCAUUUUGCAAACGAAGCGCCAAAGAAACAAGAAGAAAGAUUAGCUGCAUUGCCUAUCGGUCAAGAGACGUGGUUCGAAAACGAGUCCUCUCCUCGGUGGAAAUCUAAUAAUAUCGAUGACGUCAACGCCGCUUUCCUAGACAAUUUAAUUCUUACACAAAUGGCUCAAGACGCACAGAGGCGACGUGAAAAUGCUCGGGCUGCAUUCUCAAAUAUGGAUUACGAAGAAAAAGAAAACGAGGACGAAGAUGUCCGAGAACUUAAAGCUCUGGCAGAUAAACCACUUUACCACGCACCUAAAACUGUUUCUAAAAUUGAAGAAGAUGAUUAUCCUGAAGAUUAUGCUGACACCUUUAUAAACUGGAACGGAAAUAAGCGAAGUGUAACCACGGUAGCUCCAGAAAUCAGUACAGAGGGUGUCAAAGAUAUCAACAAAGAAGUUGUGAUGCCUCGACCAGCACCGAUCACCCACACCCAUAGAUCUAAUCAAAAUAAAAUCAAAGCACCAUUCUACAACGCCAUUACACAGUUUCUCGAAAAACAAGGCCAUGAAAAUUUGAAAGGACGAAGAAUCGAUAAACGCUUUGUUGCCGGUGAUUCCGAUCUAGUAGUCGAACUUCGAGGACUGAAACAUCGUAUCGCAACUUAAAUUGAUACAAUUGAUUACCGCCAACUAACAUGAGACUGAAUAUUAUUUUAGAAUAGUAAAUUUACGGCAACAGCGACCUGAUAAAAACACGACGAAAACAGGCAAUCAAAAUAACAAAAAAAAAUGUAAUUGCGUAAUAUAUAAUUUUUAAAGUAUAUUGAUCAUACAGUCAUAUAUUUCAGACAUUACGAGUACUAAUGGCUAAAUGAAAACGUUCUUUGCCGCCAUUUGCAAUAACUGUCUUGUUUCAAAUAAUUAAAAGGUUGAUGACUGGAUUUCUAUAAUAUAACUAAUCGAUAUAAUAGUUGAUCUCAGAUCUUUUUCGAUUCUUUACUAGUUUUGAUAAAAUUUCGUAGUUGAUAUAAAAGUUAAUUAAUGUACAAAAUGUGACUAUAAUCACAAAUGCUGAUUAUUACGAUAACGGUAACUUUUUAAAAGAAUCCUAUUCGAAGGUUCCCUUCAUUUGGCAGCUGACGCGUCGCACAAACUAUUGUGCAAUUGUUGUAAAUAUUAGAUAUCAUUCUUCUAAGAUUUAGAUAGAAAAUACGUCACUAUUAUUUUUAAAAAAUGAAUGUGUAUAUUUUAAGUAAGGUACUUUUUUAAACUGCGCAAAAUACUGAAUCUUUUCUUGGCUAUAAUAUUUAUAAAGUAAAGGAAAAGUUUGCGUCCCUUCUGAUAGAAACCGAUAUAUAUAUACAUAUGUAUUGUGAUACAAAAUUAUGUAUUUUGAAACUUUCACGGCGAGUCCGUAUAGUAAAUUGGAUUUGACGAUUUCAUUUAUAUAACUACUUGGAAAGUACUGCUUAUCUUCCAAAAUAUUUUAUUUUUUGUAUAAUUUAAAUAUUUUAUAUUGUAUAUAAAAAUUAAUGUGGUGCUAUUUAUUUUCUUUAAUUUCACGGUCUAAAUAGACAAUACAGUUAACCUUUUGCAAAGCAAAAUAUUGAAAAUAAUAUUGUAUACUUUUAUAAUAGUAAGAAUGAUGAUUCUCUUGGCAAGCAGAGGAUUAGGUGAUAUUUCAGCUUUACGGCUUCUUAACUGUUUGUAUGACAAACGGUCUAUGAGACCUUUGUUAAUGAUUAAUACUUAUUAAUUCCGCCAUUUUAUUAUUUAUCUUAGAAGUACA
Vanessa atalanta (red admiral) is the source of this 2036-nucleotide messenger RNA. RefSeq lists its product as uncharacterized. NCBI's taxonomy places the organism in Eukaryota, Metazoa, Arthropoda, Insecta, Lepidoptera, Nymphalidae. The transcript has 3 exons. The record is from RefSeq and is a predicted model, not a curated record. Bases 29 to 913 code for a protein of 294 amino acids.